This is a messenger RNA of Pectinophora gossypiella (pink bollworm), 11855 nucleotides long. Its product is annotated as nuclear pore complex protein Nup153. The record is from RefSeq and is a predicted model, not a curated record. NCBI's taxonomy places the organism in Eukaryota, Metazoa, Arthropoda, Insecta, Lepidoptera, Gelechiidae. The coding region runs from base 316 to 4443 and encodes 1375 amino acids. Gene Ontology annotation, molecular function: structural constituent of nuclear pore. The transcript has 7 exons. Gene Ontology annotation, cellular component: nuclear pore. Gene Ontology annotation, biological process: RNA export from nucleus; protein import into nucleus.
UACAGCAACAUAGCGUGGUUCAACGUGAUCUAUCGUUUUCCGUUUGUAUUUCGUGUAAAUCAUUCUAAUGUACUCACGUAUUUAACUUCAAGCUAUUUAAAUUUUUCAUGUGGUUUUUCACAAAUUAUAAAAUAGUGAUAUCUCCAUAUUGAUGGGUGUACUCGGACCUCCCUCCAAACGCUGCUCUGACAUUUUCUAAAGACGCCAUGUUUGUCACGUUUUUGCCAGUUGUGAAUAUAUUUAGCCAAAAAUUGGAUUUGCAGUAGCGUUGCCGCAUGUAAUCGUGAACCAGUGUUGUAAUAAAUUCGGUUCAAAAUGAGUAUGGUUUUUUCAAAAAAUAAGGAAAAGCGUUCGCGUUCGUCGUCCAGCGAAGCUAACAAUUCAUUUGUGAAGAAUGUGACAUCACGAGUGUCUGGGCUGUUGCCUGCGACCAUCACUAAGUGGUUUAGCAGUAGCCCAAGCUCGUCUUCAAAUGCCAAUGGAUCGACUCAAACAGCCGACGUCACUGACUCCUCAACUGAGGACGAGGCACCAGAGAGCCCAAUCACCACCCAGCCGCCGUCCAAGCGAAUGCGAUACAGUUCUCCCGGGAAUUAUCAUUAUAGCUCAGAGACAAGAUCUGAUUGUAUACCCACAAAUGUAGAUGACAUGGACUUAUGCACUCCUUAUGGUAAUGUGCAGUCUCCGCCAGGCCGCACUACUUUCAGGAGAGAGACUAACUUUGUCUCCACUCCACUGCGUUCUACUGACGAGUCCUCUAUGGACAGCACUGAUAAAGAAACAACAAUGUUCAAAUCGACAAUUUCAGUGUCCACUGCAGGUCCGUCAGUUGCGCCCAAGAGGAAGUCUUUGUUUGAUCCAUCAAACAGCACUGAAGCGUCAACUAGAGCUUGCGCGAAAACGGCGAGUAAUACACCGAAAGACCCUAAACAACCAUGUUUCAAGCCAAGUCUUUUUGGUUCACCAUUCUAUCCAGGGAGGACAAUGUAUGGUGGUGCUUCAUCAUCUUAUAUAAAUCAGCCCAACAUCAAACAGCGGAGGAAUACGCUAGUAAAUGAGGCUAGUUCUAGCGACAAUACCAUCAGUAACUCGACAAAACGUAUCAUGGACCUAUUGCAACAUUACUCAUCACCAUUGAAUGAAGCUAAAAGAAUACCACCAUACACAAGGCCUUCCAGAAGCGAAAGUCUCAACAACAGUGUUAAUAGUUCCUCUCCAUAUUCAAAGAAAGUUGUUAGUUAUAAAACUCAAGAGCUUUAUGUGCCAAGCAUAGCUUCAAUUUUACGACUGAAGCAGAAGUCUCGAUUGAUGGACACAACUAAUGUGGCGCGUCAGUUACUAGCAUCGCACAGCAGCACGUCUGAUUACGUGCCUUACUCCCAAAGGGAACAAACAGAAAAGGAAACUACCAGUAGUAAAUUAACAACUAAAGUGAAAUCGAGGUUAACUCGGCCCAAAAGAGGCGAGAGCAGUGAUGCAGAAACUGAACUACCUACACCAGUUCACUUGCCAUCUGCAGUUUUACAGAUUGAUCAAAAUAAUUUGCCUAAAUUCUCAUUUGGAAUACCGUUGACUUCUGACACGUUAACACCUACACCAAAGGUCGCAGUCAAUAAGUCGCCAGUUGCAGAGCCCAAGAAGGCUAAUACUACAUUCAAAAUAACUGAAACACCAUUAAGUAAGCCUGAGACAGUCACUAGUAACAAUUUUAUGAAUUUCUCAAGUCCUGUUAGGAUAUCCAGUGAUAAUCCGCAGACUGCAGCCAUUCUUCCUAAAUUCACAUUUAGUAGCCCCGAACGAAGUAUAGACAAACCUAAAAUUUUGGAAAAGAAAGAUGAUGAUGUUACUUGUGUUGUAGGUGCCACAAAACAGACAGAAAAUAUAAUAUCCCUUUCAAAAUCUAAGGGAAAUUGGCAAUGUCCCGAUUGCUGGGUUCACAACAAACCAGAUGUCGAGAACUGCGUAUGCUGCGGAGCCACUAAAUCAAAGAAAGUUACUGAAAAGUCGGCCAAAUGCUCUGUUUGCAAACUUGCUGACAUUAAGUCACAUGGUGACAAAUGUGCGCUUUGCGAAAAUAAUAGUAUUAACAAUAUAGACAAAGUAUCAGUGAUUAAAUCUACUGAUUCUUCUCAAUGGAAAUGCGAUGAUUGCUGGGUAAACAAUGACGAGAAUGCAGAAAAAUGUGUGUGUUGCGGCGCCAAAAAUCCUAAGAAAGCUACCACUUCAAAAAUAAAUGUCAUUCCUACAGAACCUGUGAAGUUAGAGAUUGAGUGGAAGUGUGAAGAUUGUUGGAUCAAGAACAAAAGCAAUGUGGAUAAGUGUGCGGCAUGUGGCGCAGCAAAACCCGGCGCUAAGCAAACAAGCGCCGCACCUUGUACUGGUUUUAGCUUCUUUAAUUCACCCAUGACUCAAUCGUCUGACCAAUUGACAAAGUUAGUCAAAACACAGACAAGCAAAUGGGAAUGCCCCAGCUGUUUAGUGCGAAAUGACAAUACCAAAACUAAAUGUGUUUGUUGUGAGUCUGACAAACCUGGUUUAGUGAAAGAACCUGAAAAGAAGAGUUUUAAUUUUGGAAUGAACGUAAAUACGACAUUCAAGUUUGGUAUUGAUACCAAAAUUCAAGAAGCAAGUACAACCAAAACAAAUGAAAUUAAGACUACCAUUGAAAGCAAAAACGUUGAAGAAUCUGAAACAAAUAAUAAUGUGUUAUCUAAGACGCCGACAUUCAAAUUUGGCUUAUCCGUGAAAAAGAACGAGGAUCUGCUAAGUGCUGCUAAAACAACUGAAGAAAAAGCUGCAGACAGUACUCCAAAAAUGAAUUUCUCCUUUGGCAUACCCACAUCUUUGCCUCCAUCUACUACUAUCACUCCUAUUUUAGGAACUUCAAAUAAAUUUACAAUGCCUGUGUCCAAUAAGGAAGAGGAUAAAGAAAAACCACAAGAAGUACCAACUAUUGAAAUCCCAAAGACCGAAGAAGCGCCCAAACCAGCAGCCAACCUCUUUGCAUCACCAUUGGCUUCACAGCCAGCUUCACAAGAAAAAUCUCCUGCAAUUUCUUUCUUUAGCCAAGAUAAACAGGCUACUACUUCAUCUUCAUUAAUGAGCUCCUCCAUAACUCUAGAAAAAAAAGAUCCGCCUAGUAACCAUUUAGCUCAGGCGCAACCUGCUGCCACUAGUAUUGAAACUUCAGCCAAGCCUACGUUUACGUUUGGUACUGGCGGUGGCAUCAAAAUAAACCCCAAUUUAUUUGCUACUGCAGCUACGACGACUAUAGCUUUUGGAACACCUCUUCAAAAUACAACAAAUUCUGCUUCUCUUUUUUCCAACAAAGAACCAGUUACGACGUCAACAAUGUCCAUGUUCCCCAAAACUGAUUCAUCAAGUACCGUGUCUCUGUUUCAAAAGAGUGACUCGCCCGCUAGCACUGCGGCGCCACCGGCUCUCGGUGCCACAGCACCGAUGUUCAGUUUUGGAGGCGGCAAUCAGAAUGCGCAACAAGAAAAACCCAAGUUCAAUUUUACAUUUGGCAGUAACAACAAAACUGAAACUCCGUCACUAUUUAAGGCGCCCACAUUUGGUGCGUCAAAUGAUAACAAAUUUACUCUUCCUGCUGCAACCGGCAACUCAAAUGCGUUAGGUGGCAAUGGAUUGUCGUCUGGAAAUGCACUUGGAAGCAAUGUUAUGUCCAGCGGAAAUGGCUUGCCAGCAAAUUCGCUCGGAGGAGGAAGUGAGAUGUCGAACAAUCCUUUAGCGAGCGGAAAUAGUUUACCAUCUGGAAAUGCUUUGCAGACACCAUCGAGUGGAAUAUUUGGAGCCGCAAUUCAAAAGGAAAAUAUGUGGUCUUCAUCAAACAAUCCUUCAAACAAUUUAUUUGUUUCAAAUGCGACAACAAACAGUUUACAGAAGCCAGCCGCGUUUACUUUCGGAUCUUCGACACCUUUUAAUGCCAACAACAAUAAUACGACACCAGCUUUCGGGAGCAACACGCAGUCUACACCGAGUGUGUUUGGGAUGGCAAAUCAGAAUGCAAAUACACAACCUUCUUUAUUCGCAAGUCCAGUGCAGAACCAGCCGGCGGCGAAUGUUUUCGGCUCUCCACAGCCAGCGGCUAAUCCCGCACCUACCCUCGGCAUGUUUGGCACUCCAAACGUUGGUGCCACUCCGACUUUCGGCACGCCAAACCCCUCGAUCCCGUCGUUCGAAGCGCCAUCGCUCACACCUGCACCUGCUCCCGCUUUCAAUUUCGGCGCACCGCCAUCGACAGGCGUUUUUGGAUUCGGACAGCAGGCGCAACAGGCGCCGCAGCAGCAGGCCGGUGGCGUAUACAGCUUCGGCGGCGCGCCGCCCGGCGCCGGGCCGCAGGUGCAGUUCAACAUGGGAAGCGCGCCCAACACCGCCGUGCGCCGCAUGCGUAAGGCCGUACGUCGCAUUCCCCCGCGAUGAACAGGCGAGUCACUGCCACCGCGCGCGUUUAGGGUGAGCCCGUAUUCAGUAAGUGACCUAAUUUAGUUACAAUACACAAUCAUGUGAACCCGUAAGGAUGUUCAAAUUUGAACGAAAACAUCCUUUAAGGUAGUAACUUUAAGUUUAGCUAAUAACUUGUUAGGAAUAUAAAAUCAACAAUAGACUUGAAUAAAUCUUUAAUGGUGGAUAUUAACAUCACCUUCAAAAUUGUAUGUGAUGUUUAUUGUAAUUGUUUUCAUACAUUAUUAUUUUAACAUGCAUUAUUAUGUUAUAAUUAUGAUUGACUUAUAUAUGUCGCAGCCGAAUUGAAUAAUUCGCCGUAUUACAUUACGGCUAGCCGUUUUCAAAAACAGGGCUGAUUCGUAAUACGGACGGUCAACAAUUAGUCGAUUUGAAUACGGCUGAAUAAAAGUACGUCGGAAAGUGUUCGCGCGCUUUACGUUAUUCAACACGGUUAGCCGUAAUAGUUAGCGGAUCAAUAGCGGCCUCUUUGACAGGUUUUUAGUUUUUAUUUCUCGCGGCGCUGUCGUGGUAUAACAAAAUUCCUAACAACGACAAUGGCGUCGAAUACAGAAACUACUAAAAUGUGAAGUUAACAGAGAUUUAAACCCCUUACAACGUAGCAUGAUGAGAAUGACAGCAGGACAGAAAUAUAGUACAUUGCUUAGCGUGAAAGAGACGAGAUAUUAUGUUUGUUUCGGACUAACGGUAUACAGCUUAGCACGAAAGCGAAACACUGUUUUAUUUGAUUAAACAACAAGUCAGCUACAUUACCCUACAAUGUUAAAUUAGUACAGUGCGGCUUAACGUUGGUUGCCAUAUUUUAGACGGCCCUGUUUUUGGAAACUGCUAGCCGUAGCAUAUGGCGAAUUAUACAACCCGGCUGCGAUAUAUAUGUAAUUUACUUCUAGUCUGACUUUUUUGCUCAUUGCUCAUUAAAUUUCAACGUCAGACUUAGACUAUUUUUUUAAUAUAAUUUUUGAACUGUAAUUUGAAGUUGCUUUAUUUUGUAAACAUAAUAUCCUUGUCAUUAAUUUCAUGUCGAGUUUGUAGGGUGAUCAAUGUCAUUAAAUGUGCAUUAAAAUAAUAUUUUUUCUUCUAAUCCCUUUAUCCCUUGUUGGGAUGUAGGGCUAGAAUAACAGAUUUCCACUCCUAGCGAUAGUUUGCAGCCUCUGUAGCUUGCUCCCAUGACAUGCCGAGAGUUUUUAACUGUCGGUAAACCGAGUGUGAUCAGGUCUCUUUGGGCCGCCCCUUUUGCGUUUUCCACGCUCACACCAGGUUGGGACGGGUGCUCCACAGGUCUUAGGACAGGACCAAUCCACCGCCAUUUCCGUGCGCGGAUAUCAGCUUCCACAGUAUUUUUAACAAACUGGAGUUUGCUGGUUGUUAGGUCUUUCCUGACAAACCAUGUCUCACACCCGUAUAAUAGCAUAAACUUAACGUUGGAGGUGAAGAUUCUCAGCUUCGUUCUUCGUGAUAUAGUGGAUGAUCUCCUGACGGCUUUAGUUGGCAGAAUGCGGCUCUGGCUGUAUUUUAGCGGUGUUAAUGUGAAGUCCUUCUUUCGCUCCCUCUGCAUCAAAAGCUGAAGUCUUGGCUUGGACAUUUUCUCGGAAGACAAAGAUCAACCGCGAAGUCGGAUGCCCUCCAAUUUAUCAUCCGCUGACCAAGGUAGUCUUCUUCGACGCCGUCACGUCACGACGUCAACCAGCAUCAUAAGGAACAGUAACAGAGAGAGAAGGCAUCCUUGCUUGACCCCAGCUGUUACUGCUAUUGGGUCCGUCAAAUGGCCUCUGUGCAGCAAUCGGCAUGCAGAUCCCUCGUACAUUGCCCUAAUAAGCGAAAUUACUUUUUCAGGAAUUCCUUUUUUGCGUUGGGUGUUCCAGGUACUGGACCACUUAACCCUAUCAAAUGCCUUCUCAAAGUCUACGAAUAGCGCAUAGACUUCACUCUGCAUUUCGCGGCACUGCUCCAGAACCAUACGCAGGAAGUUGAUUUGAUCCGCACAUGACCGUCCCGGCCUGAAUCCGCCUUGUUCGUCUUCUGAGUUCCGCGUCGACCGCCAUAGCCAUCCUCCUCAGCAGAAUUUUGCUCAACUUCUUCAUAACUUUUACAAGUUGGAUCAGCCGACUCUCUUCUUUUAAAGUUCUGACGUUCCAGCAACUUAUCAGUGUCCGUAUAUUUAUAAAAGUAACUUAAAUAUAUACACAGUUUUUCAUAAGGAUUUUGUUAUCUACGAUGCCUUUCAGGACUUUGCGGCUAACAACAGACUUACCCAUUGCCUUUAGGAUAGACUAUCUAUCUAUACAUAUACGAUUAAUCAUAAAACAUAUUGCUUAAUACCAGCACUUGGAUAGUAGGAUAUUCAUUAUUGACCGAAAGAACUUUAAGGCGUGUAGUAUAAAAGAUGUUUACUGCGACCUGAGAAUCCAGUUAAUAUAAAGACCAGACAAGUUAUGGCAUCGUGAUACAUUCCCUUUCACUUCAGCACUUUUGUUUUGAUUGAUCACUUCACAAUUACAAAUUAAGGCCUACCAAAGACAAAAAGAAAUAUUGAAGUCUUUAAUUACUGAGCCUUGCAGUUGUAAUUAUUUAAAAUAAUAAAAAUAAUCAUUUAUUUGCAAAGGUUUACCAGCCUAUAUGACUGAUUGUUGAAAACAGGAUAGUAUUCAAUUUGAACAAAAUUAAUACAGUGCGAGUAUUUGUUUGCUGUUAUGUAAUAAUAUUCAUACCUAUAGUAUACAUCUUAUUACACUUGUGUACACUUUUGUAAGGAAAUUUGCUAGCUUGGCUCUCUGGAAUAAUGGUAGUUGGUUAAACAUAGAUAAAUAUAUUUUGAAACAGAUUUUUCUCAUUGAUUUACCCACUAAUCAAUUACCAGUCUUUGCGCAAAACCACCAAUAAUUUUCCCCAGUUUUUUACAAACUGAGUAUAUUGGAAAUAUUUACGACUAAAAACUACAUAUUUGAGAUGACAAUGCAAUCAAGGACAGUUGCUGCCGACAGAUGGUUGCUGGUAUCUAAGAUCAAUGUCAGAACGUAGUAAAAUGAUCUGAUCUUUCACGGAUAAAUAACAAAAGAACAAUUAACUUUACUUGUAUAUAUUUUUUAAUGUAAAAGUAAAUCUUCCUGCGGCACAAUAUUUAAAACAAUCGGGUUUGUAUUUUAACAGGACUUUGGGCCUUAGGGCCGUAUUCCAUUGGUUUCUCACCACAGUAAAAUAUUUCGUGUAAGUAGGUUGUGGAUGCAAUUACCCACGACGGUCCUCUUUUAAUGGUGCCACCGUUAAGAGCGAAUACAUUUUGUGACACAAAACUACAGUAAACACAGAUAAUGACAGCGAAGUGUCAAGUGGUUGGAUGAGUUACAUUAUGUUAGCUUUGCCUUCACCUCCUGAGCCUCCCCUAUUCAGAUUUGUGUAAGCAUCGGAAUAAUUGCGGAGAAAAUAGUUGGGCAACCAUAGAAAAGAUUAACGUAAUGUUUUAAAGUUCUGUAUGAUGAAAGUGCAAUUCAUUCUCUAUAAAAUACCUCAAUGUACACACGAUGACGAAAGCAGUAAUAUAACAUUCUUUAACAUUAAGUUAUUUUUAUAGUAGAGUGCCAUUAGCUAUGUAUAUUUAAAACUUUGCCUUUUGGUCUAAUGAAGUAACCAAGCCACCACUGGUCGCGCUGCUCUGAAACCCUAUAUCACUACCAUACCUACCUGUAAUGUUUUUACUCUGUGUGCACGUAUAGGAAGUUCAAGUUUCCAACUCUGUCAGGACAACGAACAUAAUAUGUGAUAUUUUCGUCUAAGUAGAACUUGCGAAAAUGAUAACACGUUCUUCGUAUUAAAAUGUUUAAUUAUUAUAGAGAUUGUUAUAAAAUCGAAAAUACUUAAGACAUAAACAUUGUUAUAACCAACCAGUGAUCGGAUAUGCUUAUUUACCUAAGUUUAGCUGAGUUUGACUAAAUGCGUAGUACUUUUAUUUAAAAAAAAUGCCGCGAUAGCAAAGUUCCGCAUGUUAAAACUGUCUUGUUAACUCGUCAACGUUUGGAGCAAAAUUCAGUGGUCUUAGUUGUUUCCGUUUCUAUGACCGUAUCUGUCUUUCUCGUCAUCGUCAGUUUACAAACAUCCUUUACAAUUUAGAAACAAUAAUUUAAUGAAACCUGCAAAAUCUGAAACCAUAGUAGUAACACUUUCUAUUCGAUCCCCGGAUUUUUAUUAAAACAAAAUAAACUGUUUUAAAAAAAAGCCUUUGCUUUUUUAGCAUUUCCUGAGGUUUUAUAAAGAUUACGUAAAUAAGCGCCCGAAUUUCCGAUCUCUGGUUAUAACUAAAGGCAGAAUAACAAUAGUUGCUUGUUCGACAAGAGGACAAAUAAAUGUUUUUUUUAGGCGACUUUAAAUUACGAACUGGUGAAGUAGGCAAAAUAGACUACCUACUGAGCACAGUGAAUGAUUUAAAGGCUCGUGAAACACAACUUUCACUUCUACCAGCGAGAAAAGUCUUAUAGGUUAUAGCUAAGUAGUAGCAUUACAAACCUGUUCCCUCAAUUCUUUUGCAGUUAGACAACUUUCCUCAUAACUGGACGCACUAAUUUUUCGUUAUAUUAUCACAAAGGUAGUUCAAACAAUGUAUUAUUGAAAGAAAACAUUGGGCAUUUCGUUUUAUAAGUUAUUUUUUUAUUUAAGUAGAUAUUUAAUGACAUUUUUUUUAUGAAUACGAUAUUUAUUAAUUAAUAUUUACUGGUAUUUAUACGUAAAAUACGUUUUAAAACAUAAGGAAUAACAUACGCCUAUUAAGCGUCGAAUUCACACUGCGGAUCAAGCUUCAUAGCUAUGUUUCAUUGCCUUCUGCCAUGGGAAAAUCCAAGAAUGAAAUUAAAAAGUUACUUUAUCUCACGAGAGAGUGAAUCGCGCUUUUCCUGACUGUUUUACGGCACCCUUUUCUGCGCUGGAGAGGUGACAGUGUGUAUUAAUGAACAUUCAUUUAGAACAAAUAUGGUAAAAUUGCGAAAUACAGGCUAUUCUAAUGAUAAAUUUAUGUAUACUUGGAAGGUGUGCAGCCGUAGGCAUAAAAUACUUUUAUAAAAUUGUUUUUAAAAAUUAACCUAACCUAACGGCACUCCACUAAAUGUUUUAUACAAUAUAUAUUAACGUCUUUUUUACAUUAAGAUAUUUUGCACUGAUUAAAAAUUUUCGCUAAGCGAAAUGUGUGCAUUAUUAUUAAAUGUAAUUAAAAAUCAGCAUACUCUUUAUAGGCGGGUUGCACACACGUCAUCAUAGCACCUGGUCGAUAGGUCGUGCAAUUUAAAAUUAAAUUUUAGCGCAUUUAAUUAUUAUUGAUAUAAAUGAAUGUUAGAAUUGCUCCUGUUGUUAUAUGGUAUGAGAAUUGAAAAGGAAAAUAUGUUUCAGUAAUGCACGAUGAUAAGGUUGAAUAAACAAUUUAUUGCCAUUUUAUGGCCUCCACUGUUCUACAUAUUAAAUAAUAGAUAAAACUUAAGUAGGAGCAAAUUAUCUAAAACUAACUUGAUUAGAAUUAAACAUAUCCAUAGUGUCCUGGUGGUGACCUGAUAAGUGUUUUUUUUUAUUUUGACCAUUUAUUACUGACGUAAUUUUUUGGAUCGGGGUUCUGUGAAUUGUUCUAAAAUAGUGUAAAAAUAAAAUGCAAUAAAUAGCUUGUUGUUAAAGUUUUAAUUUGUUUUCAAAAACCCAGGUUGAAUGUAAAAGUCACUUUUUAAAAAAGCUGUCAUACAAAAAGUAUGUAUGACUGUAUUAUUAUUACCAUUAUAUUAAAAACUUUUACAUUUAAUGGGGUUUCUGAAAUCGCAUCACACUCACGUCUAGUCCUUAGUAUUACAAAGAUGUUUGCUAUGGAAAUUAGGAAGGCGCCAUUUUUUCAAAGGAUGAUUUAGCGCUUUAUACUGCCAGCUUAAGUAAAACAAUUCCCCGACUUCAUCAAUUGUAGCUACAGCAUUAAAAUAUAUAAAUAGACUAGAAGAAACGGUCAAAAUAAGAAACUUAGGGUCCCUAGAGACUUUAAUUCUAAUCAGAUUAGUAGAUUAUUAGGUGACGUAGCUUCCAGUUAAGUUUGUCUAUUAUUAACGGGCACCUUCUAUACUUAGAUAAUAUUAUGUUUUUUACAAGUAAAGCUUCUUUGGGCGAUCAAUAAAGAUUAAACGCAGAAUGAAACUCUGCGCGAGUCCCGACUAGCGUAUGUCUCGUUGUUCUGCGAAAUUAUCUUCUGUAUUCCCAUAAAACAAAGUAGCUACUUAUAUUUUUUAAGUUAUAUUUUUAUAAAAAUGUGUGCACCUCGACCGUGGCUGGUAGUUAAAGCUGAUAGAUUUUCCUGUUUUGCGAUUGGUGUUUAUUGCCUUGAAACCUAGUGCUCGAUCUUCCUAAGACUUCUUAGUGCAGUAACAAAAAGGAAGCUGGUCUUUCCAAAUAUUGAAAUACGAUUUAUUGUUGACGUUGCAAAUAUCUUACAUGUUUUUACAAGUUACAUAUAAUUCAAAGUUAAUGUACAAAACAGGUUUGAAAAAGACUUUGAAGUGUAGGUAGCUACGGACAUAAUGUUUGUGAUAAUGAGGGGGUGAAUGUAGGUGGACGAGUCCACCUACAGCUGGAUAAGGGGCGCGCGGCGACGCGAGCGCACCCACGGCCGCCGCAUUGCCUCGCCGCGCACCCUCGUGGAUCGUCCUUGACAAGUAUACGAUGAAACUAUUCUCGCUUUCACAUUGCUUUGUAAUGAAACAACCAUUUAUACAUGGUAACCGACAGAAUCGAUUCGUCAACUGUAGUUUUUGUAAAGUAUCCACAUGUAAGCAAAUGUAAUGCGAGGUGGUCACCAUCGUUUAUACAACUCGUAGUUGAUAAAUUUAUUAUUAAGUUUAGAUGUAUGAACUUCAUCACGUAAUAUGAACAUUGGCAAAAUAUUGUAACAGACAUGACGAUUCUUUCGGAUCAAUAAAUUUUGUAUAAUAAUGUUGUCAAGAAGUAAAAGAAACUAUAAAGAUGAUAUUUAUUUGUCCUAUGACUGCUACGAUCUUUUGCUUAAUAGGUUUGUUGGCUCCUGUAAAUAGUUUAUUUCAAUUAUGAUCGCCGCAAUGUGUAGUCGUCUUUGGGUCUUCAACUAACUGUUUAUUUUUAUUAUUAGCGAUAAAGGAAAAUCAAAAUGCACCCAAAUGCGUGCUACACAUAGUCAUUAUGUAAUGUAAAAGUAUGUAUUUAACUGUACUAUCAGUGGACAUUACAAUAAACGAGUAAUGGAAUAUUGGGGAGCAAAACUAAAAUUGUAAACACUCGCUUUGUGUACUUGAUAUUAUGUAAAAUGUUGAUAAUUGAAGGAAAUUAAUGAUCGUUGAUUUAUAAAUAAAUUUAGCUUUGUUCCUCAAUGAAAACGGCCAUUAAAAUGA